AUGGAGCUGUCGAGGAUGGACGCCAGACUGACUCUAGUUGCAAAAUCAGCAGACCGACGCUCGUUGUCUGCCUUGGAUUUAGAGGAUGACGAUGGUGACAGUGUUGCAGAGAGUGCUCAGAAUAAGAGAUUUCAUGGUGGACUGGUCGCCAACCAGGAUCUGGAUCCGAUUACUGAAAUUCUCAAGGCGCAACACACUUGGAGAGACUCUGUUUUGGCUGCUGCCUCCUCUUACGAGGCCGAUACUAUUGCUGGACUAGCUCGACAGCCUCCCAACUCUCACGAAAAGGAAUUGGCUGCUUCACUUCUCGACAUUAUAAUGCCAACAAUUGACACAGCAGUAUCCAUACCAACUAUAUUGCUACAAAAUUUAUUGAUCUCGACCCUGCUCUCACGGCAGCCCGUUUACGACGCCCGACUCAAGACCGUAAUAGGAUCUUUGUCGACUGUGCUAUAUGAUAAAGCUUUAAAGCCCAUAAGUAAUGAGCAUACAAAGACAAGAACUCGCAUUCUGCUCGUCCAAGAGCUCGAAAGGGGAUGUGGUGAAGCAAUUUGGGGUGAAACUCACGAAGGGAAGAAGGAGAGGGAAACUCAGCGUAUAAAGAGGGUACAAGAAGCUCAUAGACGUAGUGUACAAGAUGAAAUUCGUGAAGCGAAGGAACGAGACUCGGCGAGAACAAGUAGGUUAUUCGCCGUCGGGCUUGGUAUGGUUGGUACAGGAUUGCUUGUGGGAGUCACAGGUGGUUUGGCGGCGCCGAUCAUAGGAGUCGGUCUUGGAUCAGCUUUUACAGCUUUGGGCAUCACAGGAACAGGACUUGCAGCUCUGUUUGGAUCGACUACUGGUGCUGCAAUGGUUGGUACUUUCUUUGGCCUCGCGGGUGGGGGACUUGCUGCUUAUAAAUUCAAUCGUCGUCUUGCCAAUCUGUCGGAAUUUGGCUUCCAUCCCAUCACACCACCUCAACGUACCAUGCAUCUAUGUAUAUGUAUAUCAGGCUGGCUAAUCACUCCCGAAGACCUCACAGAGCCAUGGAAGGCUACCAUUCCAAACCACUUUCCAUUCUCAGAAGCUUCGUCACUAGCCUUUGAUACUGAAGCCUUGUUGAAGCUGGGCUCAGCUCUACAAGACUUGUUGAAAUUCUCAGCAGGAUAUUAUGCAACCCUGGGCGUUCUACAACAAACCAUCUUGGCAGGCCUUGUAUCUGGUCUCAUCUUUCCUGUUGGCGUGAUGAACAUGUCGAAUCUCGUCGAUAAUCCCUGGUCAAUCGGUCUAGAUAGAGCUCGAAAGGCCGGUAAACUUCUAGCGAGGGACGUGCUGCUCAAACGUAUUCAUGGUGGACGUCCUGUUACUCUAAUCGGUUACUCUCUUGGGGCCAGGGUUAUUUACUACUGCUUGCGUGAACUGGCUCAUGAGCCUCACGGUCUGGGUCUCGGUCUGGUAGAAAAUGUAUAUUUGCUUGGGGCUCCAGUGCCAGCUGACGUCAAAAAAUGGGCAGCCGCAGCUACUGCAGUAUCUGGACGUAUCGUAAACGGUUAUAGUAAAACGGAUUGGCUUUUGGCGUUUUUGUUUCGAGCUGCUGAUCUGACCACUGGUGUUGCUGGAACUCGUCCCGUCGAAAUACCUGAUCUUGGAGGCAUCAAGAGCCGUGUAGAAAAUGUUGAGCUCUCCCAUAUCGUAGCAGGUCAUCUCAACUAUAAAGAAAGGCUUCCACAAAUAUUGGAAUAUAUUGGUGUUGAGCGUGGGGACGGAGAACUCUGGACUGCAGGUGGCUCUCUCAUUACUCCUCCAAGAGAGUCCCAUCCUGAUUUUGGGAGGUCGUCGCUGGAUGAGCAGAGAGAACCAUUGGCCAAGGAAAAACUGAGAGGGCCAUUCAAAGGAUUCGUGAAGAGCCGUCCUUCACUCGAUGAACAACGACCGACAACGAUAAGGCCAAAUCUUUCAUCGCUUGAGCCACUUUACGAGCAAGCCGCCAAAUCAAAGCAAAAUAUAGAUGCCCAAAUUCAACAGUUCAAGAAGAAGCAUGGAUGGGUACAAGUAUCAUCUGAUAAAAGCAUGUAG
This is a messenger RNA of Synchytrium microbalum, 2055 nucleotides long. RefSeq lists its product as uncharacterized. NCBI's taxonomy places the organism in Eukaryota, Fungi, Chytridiomycota, Chytridiomycetes, Synchytriales, Synchytriaceae. The record is from RefSeq and is a predicted model, not a curated record. Bases 1 to 2055 code for a protein of 684 amino acids. The transcript has 4 exons.